AUGGCGUCGGCACCAACCGGACAGAAAGCUGAACCGACUUCGCCUACUGUCAAGCUUGAAGAAGGCACGAAGACGCUCCGAAGCGGUCGUGAAAUCACCACACCCGCGUCAGCACAAGCCCAGAGGGGCCUGAAAAAGGAGACUAGAGAGUCCCCUUCAGUCCGAACGAAACAAGAACAGGGAGAGACGAGCCAGUCUGCAACUGGCCCUGUCAAAAGCAGUUUGAGCGAUGAAGAAAAGGAAGACACCCCUGAAGCCACGAAGGAAUCAAAGGGAAAAGGGCGCGAAUUGCAGACGAGUCCCAACUACCCCAGUGGCGAGGAAACAGACGACGACCCCGAUCCUCAUCACUCGAGGAGAGUGAAGCCAAGGACCAAGCAUGGCUCUGAGUAUCCUGACUCUGAUCCAAGCAGUUCUAGCAGCAGCUAUGAGCUUUUACGCAAGUCAAAGAAGGAAAAAGGCUCGCAUGUGAAAUGGGAUCGAUGGUGUUUCAACCCGGAACUAGACCAAUAUCUGGAGGGCCUAGACAACUGGAAACCCUUCAAAGAUGGAGUCUACGGCGCUUGCCACGUUGUUGGUAUCGACACAAAAACCUGGUUAACUACGAAAGGGAAACCAAUUUUGCCUAACGACGAUGAAAGACUUGCCUCGAAAAUCAAGUUGCUAACUAGGAAGUCCUUUAUUAACAGCCUUAUGGGAAUCUUUUCGGGCAAGGAGCUGUGCCAAUAUCUUGAAGAACAGUUUGAAUCGCAAGGCACCAGCAGAGAAGAAGUAACUCUGCAUGAUAUCACGCAUCUGGAGUACGAUGGCGGUGACCCAGUCAAAUUUAAUUCUGCUUGGAUGCGACUCUCAGAUCGUCAAAAUCCGAGCAACAAAAUAUCGCUUUCUCGAGUUAAGGCUGAUUUUGUUGAUGAUUUUCGACAUAAGAUUGGGAAACCCACACAGGGAAACGCCGCGAACUCAGCCCAAAAUCCCGACAAGAACAAGAGCAAGAAGAAGAAAGGAAGUCAAAAUGGUCCUUCGAAUGGUGACGAAGCCAACGCUGCUGGCAAUGGAAACACGAGGGGGAAUAGUCGUCGAAACAGGGGUGGAAGAGGCAGGGGACGAGGCCGAGGACGUGGAAGAGGCGGCCAGAGUCGUUGGACAGCGGAUGGCAAGCCAAUCUGUGAUGAGUGCCAGAGUCCAGGACAUAUGCGACAUGCACCGGCUCCAGCCCCGCCGCUAUCCCUCGAAUGGUUUUACAACCAAGAUAACCAACCGGGUGUAGUGCAGACUACACUUGUGAGCGAAUCCCCAAAGGACGUUGUCGCCCUUUAUACGCUUGAAAAUGAGUACCUCGACUGCGUUCAAACCAUAGACCUCGGGGAUAUCUGCGCCAAUUCAACGAUCGUCAGACCAGCAGGAAUCAGCAUUGAAACUGGCAUGAAAUCCGACCGAGACUAUCGCUCUUCAAUCAUCAUGGCAUUUAGUUCUCCUUUCAACAUUCCAGAGAGAACUAGCAUUCGAAAUCGUACACUUUGGGAUACGGGAUCAAAUGUCGACAUAGUCAACGGAAGGACUGAUUUGAUACCGACUACAGUCAAGAAUAUCCCUCUGGGAAAUGUACGAAUACUGACCGGAGCAGGUCCGGUUUUCGCCAGCGCAGUAGGAGUUUGUGUGCGGAAGUUUGUUGGCCUAGACCUCAAAUCACACAAAGUCACUACAAUAUUCACGUUGCUCGUUGAAAGAUUCCCUAUGAAUAUCUUCUCGGGAGAAAGGUUCUAUUUGUCUGGUCACUCCCUACAAGACAAGAACUUGGUCGCUAAUUCAGGGGAGGUUAUUACAACCAUUGACCCCCGAAGGCGUGGGUUCUAUCUCUGGGUGUAUGGGCAACCAGAACCGUCAGUUCUGAAGUGUCCUUCACAUUGA
Pseudomassariella vexata is the source of this 1908-nucleotide messenger RNA. RefSeq lists its product as uncharacterized. The transcript has 4 exons. The record is from RefSeq and is a predicted model, not a curated record. Bases 1 to 1908 code for a protein of 635 amino acids. Lineage: Eukaryota; Fungi; Ascomycota; Sordariomycetes; Amphisphaeriales; Pseudomassariaceae.